AUGUCACCUCACUCUCUUCAAUUGGACAAGCUGUUACUGUUUGGUGAUUCCAUCACUGAGUUCGCCUACGACCUGCUGCCUCAGGACUCGACGGCCACACAGUUUGCGUUUGGGCCAGCGUUGCAGAACAGCUAUACGAGAAGGCUGGACGUUGUUCAGAGAGGGUUUUCCGGAUACAACUCGAAAUGGGCGUUGAAGCUGCUGCCAAAGAUCCUGGAGUAUGAAGAUACUCCAGGUACAAAGGUUCAAUUGGCGACGGUGUUCUUUGGAACGAACGACGCCGUGUUUGAAGGGAUGCAGAAGGUCCCACUGGACGACUACAUCGCCAACAUGAGACAGAUCAUCCAACUGUUGAAGGAGAGGGACAUUAGGGUCGUUGUGAUUGGACUGGCCAAGCACGACGCUGACAAUUGGAACCCGAGAAAGCCUCAAGACGUCGAGCAAGGUGUUCUCAGAAGCAACGAACGUAGCUGUGAGUACAACAAGGCUCUUGAGGAAUUGACCGUCGAAUUGGACGUUGCCUUCGUGAACUUGUACAAGGCAUUCGACAACUACUCGGGAGACUGGAGAGACUUACUCAUAGAUGGUGUCCAUUUCACAGGUGAGGGCUAUAAGAUCAUGUACGCCGAGGUGCUGGACUCGAUUCGCUCCAAGUACCCAGAAUGGGCCCCAGAAAGCGUGCCUUAUAGAUUACCGUACUGGAGAGAUUUCGAGCUACAGCAGUUUGAAUCCAAGUUAGGUGAAUGGUUGAACUAA
Molecule: messenger RNA, 756 nt
Organism: Williopsis jadinii
Lineage: Eukaryota; Fungi; Ascomycota; Saccharomycetes; Phaffomycetales; Wickerhamomycetaceae
Gene: IAH1
Product: isoamyl acetate-hydrolyzing esterase
Exons: 1
Coding region: 1-756 (251 amino acids)
Source: RefSeq, a predicted model, not a curated record